CACUCUUGCUAAAUUUUCCUAGCAUCUCCAUCUAGAGGCUUGAGCAUCAAAAGAAAUAUAUGGUGUUUUGGGAGUAGAAACUAUUUUCUCUCAUAAAAAGUAGUAGGGAAACAAAAUCAUGGGUAGACAAGCUCUGUCCAAAAUUCCAGUCAUAGAUUUCUCAAGUGAGGACUUGAAGCCUGGCACAAGUUCUUGGCUCUCAACACGCAAAGCUGUUUGCCAUGCACUAGAAGAACAAGGUUGUUUCGUUGCAGAAAUUGGCAACAGGAUUUCUUUGGAGCUCCAUAACAAAAUCUUUGGCACAAUAGGAGAGUUGUUUGAGCUCCCCACAGAAACCAAGAUGCAAAACACACAUGACAAGCCUUACCGUGGCUACAUCAGUGUUGGUUCAGCCCAUGAAAGCAUGGGGAUUGAUAAGGCAACGUGCCUAGGAGAAAGCCAGAAGUUCACAAAUCUCAUGUGGUCUAAUGGGAAUGAUCAUUUCUGUGAAGGAGUUAAUUUGUACGCAAAAAUAAUGGCAGAACUUGAUCAAAUGGUGACAAGAAUGGUGUUUGAAAACUAUGGUGUUGAGAAAUACUAUGACUCAAACAUUGCAUCAACUGGGUAUGUUAUCCGAUUUGGAAAAUACAAAGAAUAUCAGAAUUAUAAUCCUAAGAAGGGCUUUCCUACUCACACGGACAAGUCCUUCACCAGCAUAGUGCAGCAGCACCGUGUUAAUGCUUUUGAGGUACAGACCAGGGAUGGUGAGUGGAUUGGCUUAGAUCCUAAACCUUCAUCCUUUUUGUACAUGGUUGGUGAUGCAUUUCAGGCAUGGAGUAAUGACAGGUUACAGCCUUGCAAGCAUAGAGUCAUGAUGAAUGGAAACAAGACAAUACAUUUGCUUGGGCUCUUUACAUUCAACGAAGGGACAAUACAUGUACCGGAAGAGCUGGUUGAUGAUGAACACCCUUUACAGUAUGAACCAUUUGAUCACAUUGAUUAUGUUAGAUCAGAAGAAGGUCAGGGAGCUGAGAAUCCUAUCAAAGUUUAUUGUGGUGUUAAUUGACAUCUUUUGCCCCAAAGAAUUUUAUUGUUUUCCAUGUCUGAUAUGCACAGUUUGAAACAACUGACAAAUGGAUAUUCCUAAUCUAUUAUACAAUGAAUAAAAAAUUAUGUUUAUUUCA
This is a messenger RNA of Quercus lobata, 1163 nucleotides long. Its product is annotated as 2-oxoglutarate-dependent dioxygenase AOP3-like. The transcript is spliced from 3 exons. Lineage: Eukaryota; Viridiplantae; Streptophyta; Magnoliopsida; Fagales; Fagaceae. The record is from RefSeq and is a predicted model, not a curated record. Bases 119 to 1045 code for a protein of 308 amino acids.